Rotaria sp. Silwood2 is the source of this 378-nucleotide messenger RNA. The record is from the annotation of a GenBank genome assembly. Lineage: Eukaryota; Metazoa; Rotifera; Eurotatoria; Philodinida; Philodinidae.
AUGGAAGAGAAUCCUAUUUUUCAAUUGAUUGGAUCUAUGAAUUCAGAAACUUCAUCAUCAAACAAUCAUGUUCAACAUACUCUAAUUACAAUGUGUAAUCAAGUCGUUAAAACACUCCGUACUUUAUUUCUUCGUAAAGCAAUUACAACUGAACAAUAUGAAAAAAUGAUGUACUACAAUCAAACCACAAUCUGUAAUGUAAAUCAUCUGUAUUUUAUACCAGAAAUACGUCAUGUAAGUAAUUUUUUUUUUAUUGAUUUCUUUCGUGUUUUCUUUUCCUUUUUUUUCAAUUACCUGAUACUUUUAGAAACAAAUCUCAAUCCAACCAAGGAUCACUUGUUACAAAGAAGAACCUAUCCAUGCAAUUGCAUCUUUCGU